AUGGACUUAAAAUCUCAUCCUGUUAGCAGCUUCUCUCUCAAUUACUUUAAGUUAAUCUCUGAGAAAAAUAAUUUCUUCUUUUCUCCUGCUUCUAUAUAUCUAGCAUUAAGCUUAACUGCUGCUGGCUCUGCAGGUUAAACCCUCAAAGAAUUCUAAAAUGUAUUGAAUUUUUAGAAUGUAGAAGAAAUGGGCAAAUAAAUAAGUUCAUUAAACUAAUAGCUUUAGUAAUCUUCCUAGUCCUUCACUAUCUCUUCUGCUAAUAGAAUUUACAGUGGAGUUUAAGCAGUAACAAACGAUUACAAAUAAUUUGUAGAAAAAUAUUUUCAAUCAGGAUUUGAAAAUGUUAACUUCAACCAAGCUGAAGCUGUGAGGGAAAAUAUUAACGAAUGGGUUUCCUAAUAAACAAGAGAAAAAAUUAAAGAGCUUUUAAAAUAAGGCACUAUCGAUGCCUCAACUAGAAUGGUACUAGUAAAUGCUCUUUACUUAAAAGCAGACUGGUUAUACAAGUUUUAAGGUAAUAAUACAGCUGAUAGAUACUUCUACAUUGAGCCAAACAACGAAUAAAAAAAAGUUUUAACAAAGAUGAUGAGUAACUCAGCAACAUAUGGCUAUGGCAAGUUUGAUGGCUUUGAAUAUGUUUAGCUUCCUUACUAAAAUAAAGAUUUUGCUAUGGAAAUAUUCUUGCCCAGCAAUAGUAUUUAUGAUCUAGAGUCUAAAUUAACUGUAGAAUAAAUGCAAAAUGCUAUGAAUAAUUCUUAAAAGACUAAAAUAAAAUUAUUCUUGCCAAAAUUUAAAAUGAAUGGAAUUUCUCAUAAAGCAUUAGAUAUUCUACAAAACUUGGGUAUUGUUGAAGCUCUAACUCCUUAAGCUAAUUUUAGCAAUUUGUGUUAAACUGAGAAUCUUUACAUAUCAGAUGUUAUUCACCAAGCAGUUAUUGAGGUGAAUGAAUAAGGAACAGAAGCAGCAGCAGCAACAGCAGUCCUUAUGAGGGAAAGGUGUGCUUUAAUAAUUAAUGAAACCCCUGAAGUCCAUUGUGAUAGACCCUUCUUAUUUACUAUUACUCAUGUUCCUACUCACACUGUAUUAUUUUUAGGUAGAAUAACAAAUCCAUAAAAUAUUAAUUGA
Tetrahymena thermophila SB210 is the source of this 1125-nucleotide messenger RNA. Its product is annotated as proteinase inhibitor I4 serpin. NCBI's taxonomy places the organism in Eukaryota, Ciliophora, Oligohymenophorea, Hymenostomatida, Tetrahymenidae. Gene Ontology annotation, molecular function: serine-type endopeptidase inhibitor activity. The transcript has a single exon. The record is from RefSeq and is a predicted model, not a curated record.